AACGUUUAAACUGUGUAUGCAAUUAUAAUAGGAUGCCUAGACAGUUUUUUUAAAAGUAGGCGUCUUUUCAGGGUGUGCAAAUAUCUCGUCCCCACUCGUGAUUUAUUGGACGCGUGGUGCUGAAAAUGUGCCAAGAGAACGCUGCACAUUUAAUGCCUCACGAUAUUUGUGCUCUCCGCUGUGCUAGCUGUGCACCCCUUUUAGGCUGUGACGGCAGUCUCCUGUUGCAGCCGGCGUUCUGACUGAUCUCACCAGCAUAGGCUUCUGUGUAAGCUGAAGCUAAAUAAACACAUAUGGAUCUCUGUGCAUUCACAAAAACGCUGGCAAUGCGGCAGCGAUUUCAAAUUGCACUCUGAAUCCAUUGAAACCACACACACACACACACACUGCAGGCAAGGCAGGGCUCUACAAGCAGCAGCCGCACAGACUAGAGAAUACAAUUGUGGUACAACUUAGAACACAAACUUUUUUUUUUUUUUUUUUUUUUUUUUUUUUUUUUGUUUUGUUUUUGCUUUCAGCUUUUACGAGGACUCUCAAAUUCUAAGUGAAGAGGAAUGGAAACCCCUCUGUGCAACGGAGAUACAAGGCAUCAAGAAGAUGAAAAGGAACUUUGAAACUUUCAAACAGGUAAAGAUUUUAGACAGGACCCACAAAUGGAAGAGCAUUUGUUAAGUGGACUGACAGAAAGGACCGGGAGAAUCUUGCAUCACGAAACCGUACGUGAGAGAGCUGUCGCUGGCAUGGAUAAUAUAAUCGACCUAAGGAGAAACCCAAGCACUAUUAUUGAUAUGAGUACUACAAGUUUAUCCGCAUUGACAGGACAGCUUGCUGCUGCCUCCGCAGCUUCUGUAUCAGCCGGGUCACCACCUAAAGACCCAUUUCCCAGAUCGGUACAAGUCACCGAGUUUGAACAUCAGCAGUCUUUGCAGUCCAGGAUUGUGUUGUGCCAGCGUCCUCCAGAAAGCCCGCACUCUUCAGUUUCACAGACAUCGAACUUGUACAUAAAUAAUAAUCGCGACCCCACCGCAUCGCCUAGGAAACGACUGGGUGAAGCUGCAGGCGUCGGCACUGAGAUCAAAGCUAUUCAGCACACAAGAAGACUGCUGGCUAAUGCUCGAGAGAGGACCAGAGUGCAUACCAUCAGUGCCGCCUUUGAGGCUCUUAGGAAACAGGUUCCUUGUUAUUCCUACGGUCAGAAAUUGUCCAAGCUGGCCAUUCUGAGAAUAGCCUGCAACUACAUCCUCUCCUUAGCCCAGCUCGCUGAUCUUGACUACACUUCAGAUCAUAGCAACACAAGCUUCUCAGAAUGUGUGGAGCAGUGCACGAGAACCCUGCAGGCAGAGGGCAGGUCCAAGAAAAGAAAGGAGUAGCACAGAGGAAGACAGCAAGUCAGACAGAGAACUGGGUCCUGUAGACCUCCUUCACAAACUAUAAGAACACUCGUUAAUUCUGCAGAAAAGAAAGCUGUGCUUGGCAGACAUUGGCAAUUUUAUUACAGCACUUUCCUUCUUUUUAUUUUUUAUUUUUUUGCUAAGCUAUAAGAAUAGGAGUUAAACGUUUAUGGUGGUGUUUCACAGACAAUCAUGUUUUUUACACAGUGUGUACUCUUUCAAUAGAUCAUACAACAACUUUGAAUUAAGGGAAAUAUCCUGCAUAGAGGUAUCACAGAGAUGUAUGUAAGGACAGUGUUUUUUUUUUUUUUUAUAGCUGUUUUGUCUAAUUGUCCUUAAUCUACUAAAUCUAUGACUGUGUUGGAACAGAUGUUAUUUUCCCCUGCUUUUUAAUCUGUAUGCUUUUAAUAGUAUAGCAGGUUGUGUUAGAUAUUUCUUGAGUUAAAUUCAUUCACUUUGUUAUGAGAUUCCCAGGAGGUAAAGCAUCAACAGGGGGAAGAACUUAGCUAUGGAUAUCUUCAGAUUGAAGCUCAUAUAGCAUUCCCACCCUUACGGAAAUAACCUAUAGAAAGUCUUAUAGUAAAUUGGUCAAGUCCUAUAGAGUAUCCUAUAGGAUUUAUUUAAAAGCUUUUUAGUCCCCUAGAGUGUCCUAUAGUACUACUGUACGGAGACUCAUUUGAGUACUGUAGGAGGAUUUUUUUUUUUUAAGAAUCCUUUAGGAUUUCUCUAAAACCUUUUUACUCCCAUAAUGACCUAUAGUACCGCUAUAGGAUCCUAUAGGACAUUUCGGUAAGGGCAUUUGUCAAAUAUAAUAUUCAAAUUAAAAAAGGUUUUUGUUUUACUCUUCUACUAGCAUCGAAAUAAUAGUUAUAGGGAACUGCAAAAAAAAAAAAAGACUGUUAAGAAGAACUAGGCAAAAGAAAUAUGAAGUGUAGAAAAACCACAUGAUGAAAAUGAUUUCAGCUCAGCAGGCAUGACAGUGGUACUGUUGUGUUUGCAUGCAAGAACACCAACACAUGAAAACUAUUGAAUUGUGAUCGGAAACGACUUAAAGGCUAAUGGCAGUGAGAGAAGCGCGUAAAAGAGGAAUAAUCCUGCUUGUUUUGUUCACUAGACUUUCACUUCGCUCACAGAGCUUUGUGAGGUAUAGGCGUAAUUUACAUGGGAGACGCCGGAGACAUGCCCCCCCUCAUUUUUCAACAAUGGAGAAAUGUCCCCCUCACAUUGCAGCAAUUCACAGUAAUGUAUUUGUGUAGGCCAGUGGUUCCCAGCCUUUUUCAAUGUAGGGACCAUCUUGGUGUUUGGAUUUUUCCCACUGACCAUUUGCCUCAGUUUUUCACAACAUCAUUUCGAAACUACUUCUUUAUAUGUAUAUGUAUAAAUACAUGUAGAAAGUAUUUAUAUAACAUACCCAACUUAAUGAGA
Polyodon spathula (Mississippi paddlefish) is the source of this 2816-nucleotide messenger RNA. RefSeq names its product protein atonal homolog 8-like. Bases 654 to 1370 code for a protein of 238 amino acids. Gene Ontology annotation, molecular function: DNA-binding transcription factor activity; protein dimerization activity. The record is from RefSeq and is a predicted model, not a curated record. NCBI's taxonomy places the organism in Eukaryota, Metazoa, Chordata, Actinopteri, Acipenseriformes, Polyodontidae. The transcript is spliced from 3 exons.